This is a messenger RNA of Clunio marinus, 189 nucleotides long. The record is from the annotation of a GenBank genome assembly. NCBI's taxonomy places the organism in Eukaryota, Metazoa, Arthropoda, Insecta, Diptera, Chironomidae.
AUGACUCCAUUACCCAGCACUUUACAGAAUCUGAUAUCAAUAGUAAUGCUUGAUGUUUGUAAAUCUCAGAUUCACAUGAAAAUUACUUUACAACAUGAACAAUUCAUUCUGAAUGGAGAAGGAAAAAAACUGUUGAAGCAUUCCUCCAUUAUUUCAACCCUACACCAAACCUUACCACUCAUGAAUUGA